UCAUGUCGCAGUACAAUCUAUUUAUUUUUCAGUGGAUGCAACCUUACCUAACUGAAACAUUGAUAUGUUUCCAGGUGACACAAUUUUGAGCUUCUUUCUCAUAGCUCAGAUUUCUAUUGGUGUCAUGGCCAAUUCAUUUCUCUUCAUUAUCUAUAUUUAUGCCUUCCUAAUCAAGCCUCAGCUGAAGAAGCCCAUAGAUUCCAUUUUCAUGCACCUGACAGUGGUCAAUAUUAUAACCAUCGUGUUCCAGUCAAUACCAGACAUAGUGUCAUCCUUUGGAGUCAAACGUUUCUUAGAUAAUGUUGGCUGUCAAAGUUUUUUUUACAUCUACAGAGUCACCCGGGGUCUCUCCAUCUGCACCACCUCUCUCCUGAGUGUAUUUCAAGCCAUCACUAUCAGUCCCAGUCAUUCUAAAUGGGCAAGGCUGAAAUCUAAGUUGUCUACCUGGAUUUUCCCCUCUUUCCUAAUCUUCUGGAUCAUCAACAUGCUGAUCUACAUCCACAUCAUUGAAACUCUAAGAGCCAAAUGGAAUUUCACUGUCAUUGGUCAUGGGUUUGUUCAUGCGUACUGUCAAACCAGGCAGUCUGGAGAUCGCCAUUCAGGGUCAUUUGUAAGUGUCAUGUUGACUCGUGAUUUCCUGUUCAUGGCACCAAUGAUCGUGUCCAGCCUCUACAUGGUGGGGCUCCUCUACAGACACCACAGGAGAGCCCGGCACAUCCACAGCUCCAGCCUUUCCAGGCAGACGUCUCCAGAAAACAGAGCCACCCACACUAUCCUUUUGCUAGCAUUUUGUUUUGUGUUCUUUUACUGUUGCAACAACUUUGUGUACAUUUAUGCAUUUUAUAGACCCGAGAAAGACUCAAGAUUGGAGGACAUUAAUGGAAUAUUAUCAUCAUGCUACCCAACAUUCUGCCCAUUUUUGCUGAUGAAAAAUACCAAAAAUAUUCCCAAAUUGACUUCUUGCCUUUAAUGAGAAUGCCUUUUUCUGCAAGAGCUUUCCUUGGUUGAUGUGACAUCAUUUACUCCAGAGGAGUCUAUAAAGAUUUUAUCAGGAAACAAAGGCAGGUGACCAUGGACCUAAUCUCACUUGAAGUAUUCGGCUCACUUAAAAAACACAUUUCAAAAAUGUUAAAUUGAAUCAAUAUAUAAAUUUUCAAACUGUAUACAUGUUUAAGUUAUGCUGUGGGUGUAAUUAACGUAUUGUCUAUUAUUAAAGCUAGUUACUUCUUUUAAUGCACCUACUGUAAAAUGCAGAAUUGUAUUUGGCAUUUGCAUCAGAUUUGUUCAGCUGUGCUGCUCCUAAGAACUUCCUUCUUCACUUACAAAAUUUUAACACCCAGGUCUCAUUUUUCAGGGACUUGGAUAGAUGCUGGCUGUGUAUCAAGUGACCUCAGGAGAUAAAACACAGGAAUUCCUAAAGAAUGGGAUGCAGGAAAAAUAGAUGGCCCUGUGUAAAGAGCUCAGAAAACAGAGGUGAUGAAGAUGGGAAAUCUAGGAGGUUCAUUGUUUAACAAUGAAAUGCAGGGGUGUCCCCCAGCAUGUGCAUAAAUCCUUCCAUCAAGAUCCCCUCCCCUUCUCAUGCUCAUAUCUGUGUUAUUAGGAUCCAGUCCCUUGUGCUGUCCAGGAGUUGUGUGCUGCAGUUAAAUACCCACCAGCAAUGGCCUAAGGCUUUCCCAGUGGUUGGGUUGUAGAGACUUUCAGUGUAUUUACUUCAUAAAAUCUUUUGAAUAAAUAUAAUUUUUUCCCAAUUUCAUCUUCCCUGUCUUAAAG
This is a messenger RNA of Oryctolagus cuniculus (rabbit), 1770 nucleotides long. NCBI's taxonomy places the organism in Eukaryota, Metazoa, Chordata, Mammalia, Lagomorpha, Leporidae. The record is from RefSeq and is a predicted model, not a curated record.